Erinaceus europaeus (western European hedgehog) is the source of this 4777-nucleotide messenger RNA. It is a transcript of the gene NOL6, whose product is annotated as nucleolar protein 6. The transcript has 26 exons. Gene Ontology annotation, cellular component: UTP-C complex; small-subunit processome; CURI complex. The coding region runs from base 260 to 3685 and encodes 1141 amino acids. Lineage: Eukaryota; Metazoa; Chordata; Mammalia; Eulipotyphla; Erinaceidae. Gene Ontology annotation, biological process: tRNA export from nucleus; rRNA processing. The record is from RefSeq and is a predicted model, not a curated record.
GGGCGGUCCUAGAAAGUGGCGGAGGCCAAUGACGACACGCAGCUAAUGGCACCCGAACUGGGCGGGGCUUCGUCGCGCGCCGCGUGCCUACUCUCCUGCCGGCGAAAAGCAGCGGAUCCCUAGAGGUGCUCCCGGGGUUGUUCGCGGCGCUUCGCAAGAUUUGCCAAGGGCCUCACGUAGAUCUCAGGUCGUAUAGACAGUUGUGCAGGCACGGGGACUUUAAACCCGAGGUGCGGGACCUGGAGCUGGACACGGGGACAUGGGGCCGGCGCCUCGUGGAGCUGCUGAGGAGCCGGAGCUGAUGGAGCCAGCUGUAGAAGGCACAAGCAAGAAGGGGAAGAAGGAAUCCUCUAAGAAGCGCAUAGCAACGGACUGUCCAGUGGAAGGCCUCCUGCAGCCAGUGAAGCUUAGUCGGGCAGAACUAUAUAAGGAACCUACCAAUGAGGAGCUGAAUCGCCUUCGGGAAACGGAAAGCCUGUUUCAUUCCAGCUUACUUCGUUUGCAGGUAGAGGAGCUACUAAAGGAAGUGAGACUGUCAGAGAAGAAGAAGGAGCGGAUCAAUGCUUUUCUGUUGGAGAUCAAACAGCGGGUUAUGAAAGUGCCCUCCACUCCUGAGACAGAGCUGACUGACCAGGCAUGGCUACCAGAUGGGGUUCGAGUCCCCCUCCACCAAGUGCCAUACACUGUGAAGGGCUCUUUCCACUUCCUGCCCCCCACCCAUGUCACUGUUGUGGGCAGCUACCUUCUGGACACCUGCAUUCGGCCAGACAUAAAUGUGGACGUGGCACUGACCUUGCCCAAGGAGAUCCUACAGGACAAGGAUGCACUGAACCAGCGGUACUUCCGCAAGCGGGCCCUCUACCUGGCCCACUUGGCUCACCACCUGGCCCGAGACCCCCUCUUUGGCAGCGUUCGCUUCUCCUACACCAAAGGCUGCCACCUGAAACCCUCGCUGCUGCUGCGGCCACAUGGGAAGGAUGAGCGCCUGGUUACAGUACGUUUGCAUCCAUGCCCACCACUCGAUUUCUUCCGCCCGUGCCGCCUGCUGCCUUCUAAGAACAAUGUGCGCUCUGCCUGGUACCGAGGCCAGAGCCUUCCAGGGGAUGGAAGCCCAGAGCCCCCCACACCUCACUAUAACACAUGGAUCCUGCAGGAUGUAGGCCUCGAGUCCCACGUGCAGCUGCUGUCAACUGUACUGGGCUCAGCCGGGGGCCUGAAGGACGGUGUGGCACUUCUGAAGGUCUGGCUGCGGCAGCGGGAACUGGACAAGGGCCUAGGGGGAUUUAGUGGGUUCAUUGUUUCCAUGCUGGUGGCCUUCCUCACGUCCACACGCAAGAUCCAUACCACCAUGAGUGGCUACCAAGUCUUGAGAAGUGUCUUGCAGUUUCUGGCCACCACGGAUCUGACAGUCAGUGGGAUCAGUUUGUGUCUCAGCUCAGAUCCCUCCUUGCCGGCUUUGGCUGACUUCCACCAGGCCUUCUCUGUUGUCUUCCUGGACUCUUCAGGCCGUCUCAACCUCUGUGCUGACGUCACUGCUUCUACUUACCACCAGGUGCAACAUGAGGCACGGUUAUCCAUGGCACUGUUGGACAGAAAAGUUGAUGAUGGAUUCCAGCUGUUGUUGAUGACUCCCAAACCCAUGAUCCGGGCUUUUGAUCACGUCUUGCAUCUCCGUCCGCUGAGCCGCCUACAGGCAGCGUGUCACCGAAUGACACUGUGGCCAGAGCUGCAGGACCACGGUGGAGACUAUGUCUCCGCUGCUCUGGGGCCACUGACUACUCUCCUGGAGCAGGGCCUGGGGUCCCGGCUGCACCUGCUGGCCCAUUCUCGGCCUCCAGUCUCAGAGUGGGACAUCAAUCAGGAUCCACCGAAACACCGAGAUUCUGGGACUCUGACACUGGGAUUGCUCCUCCGGCCUGAAGGGCUAACUAGUGUCCUUGAGUUGGGUCCAGAAGCUGACCAUCCUGAGGCUGCUGACUUCCGCCAGUUCUGGGGUUCUCGCUCGGAGCUUCGGCGUUUCCAGGAUGGAACCAUCCGGGAAGCUGUGGUCUGGGAGGCAGACUCUUUGGCUCAGAAGCGCCUUAUUCCCCACCAGGUGGUCACCCACCUCUUGGCACUCCAUGCUGACAUCCCAGAUGCCUGUGUCCACUAUGUGGGGGGCCUCCUGGACUCGCUUAUCCAAGGCUGGAAAGAGACCUCCAGCACAGGUGAAGAGGCGCUGGCAGCAGUGGUGCGUUGCUAUGAUGACCUCAGCCGCCUGCUGUGGGGUCUGGAAGGCCUCCCACUGACUGUCUCUGCGGUGCAGGGAGCUCACCCCGUGCUGCGCUACACUGAGGUGUUCCCACCAACUGCAGUUCAGCCAGCCUUGUCUUUCUACAAGUACCUGCGAGAGCGGGCCUCACUCUUGCCCCGGAUUGACAAGCCCUGUCCGGCCUAUGUGGAACCUAUGACUGUGGUAUGCCACCUGGAGGGCAGUGGCCAGUGGCCACAGGAAGCUGAGGCCAUACGUCGGGUCAGAGCAGCAUUCCAGCUGCGGCUGGCAGAGCUGCUGAAGCAACAGCAUGGACUCCUGUGCCGAGCUGCGGCAACGUACACAGACGUGCUCAAGGACGGGUUUGUGUUUCGCAUCCGUGUGGCCUAUCAGAAGGAGCCCCAGAUUCUGAGGGAGAUGCGGAGCCCUGAGGGGAUGAUCUCACUGAGGGACACGCCAGCCUCCCUCCAGCUUGAGAGGGACACUCGGCAGCUGCCCUUGCUCACCAGCGCCUUGCACGGGCUUCAACAGCAGCACUCGGCCUUCUCGACUGUGGCUCGACUGGCCAAGCGGUGGGUGCGUGCCCAGCUUCUGGGAGACGGACUCACGGAUGAGUGCCUGGACCUGGUGGCUGCUGCCUUGUUCCUGCACCCAGAGCCCUUCACCCCCCCCAGCUGCCCUCAGGUGGGCUUCCUUCGGUUCCUUUACCUGGUGUCAACCUUUGAUUGGAGAAACAACCCCCUGAUUGUCAACCUCAACAAUGAGCUCACUGCGGAGGAGCAGGUGGAGAUGCGCAGUAGCUUCCUGGCAAAUCGGACUCGACUUCCUGUCUUGGUCAUCUUUACCCCCCAAGACCGCAAAAGCUCUGUAUGGACGCAGGAUGGACCCUCUCCACAGAUCCUACAGCAGCUCAUGGUCCUGGCAGCCAAGGCCUUGCCUGUGCUGGAGAAGCAGCUAAUGGGGCCCCAGGGACCUGGGGACAUCCGGACAGUGUUCCGGCCACCCUUGGACAUGUAUGAUGUGCUGAUCCGCCUGUCUCCCCGCCACAUCCCUCGGCACCGCCAGGCUGUGGACACUCCAGCUGCCUCCUUUUGCCGGGGUUUGCUCAGCAAGUCAGGGCCCUCAUCCCUGAUGCCUGUGCUGGGCUACGAUCCUCCUCAGCUGUAUCUGACACAGCUCAGGGAGGCCUUUGGGCACCUGGCCCUUUUCUUCUAUGACCCACAUGGUGGAGAGGUGAUUGGUGUCCUCUGGAAGCCCACCAGCUUCAAGCCCCAGCCCUUCAAGGCCUCCAACACAAAAGGAUGCGUAGUGGUCUCUCAGAGUGAAGAGACACUGACAGUACCCAAUGUAGAAGCCAUCCUGGAGGACUUCACCACCCUGGGUGAAGGUCUGGUACAAGCUGUGGAAGCCCGAAGUGAGAGGUGGGCUGUAUGAUCUCCAGCCCCAGGAGCAAGCUGGCGGUGAACAGCCGGACUUCACAGAGCACCUCUGGGGCUCUCAGUGGCAUGACCUCCAUUUUCAUCAAUGUGGAACCUCCAUGGAGGGUCUGCUGGCUUGAACACGCAGAUCACUCUCAGUGAAACUCCUGACUCAAGUUUCUGUCUUGUGCCUUUACAGUGGCUGUGGUGUCCUACAGAGCCCCUGGACCUAACUGUCUGAACUUUCAGAAGAGUCUGAGCCAAUUCAGAGAGGAAAUUGAAUGAGUUUAGGAGAUUCAUCCAUCUGUCAGCCCUAGUACCUGGUACUUAGUACCUUCCAGAAGUCUGGAGAGGAGGACUCGUACCCAGGGCAGAGGUUGUGUUCCCUUUCCGUUGCCAGGAUGUGGGCUCAAGCCUCAGCGUUUCCUUUGCUGUGGCAGCGGACCUUUAAGUGGGGCCCUUCCUGAGAGUCACAUGACCAGCACCGAGCAGUGGAGAGGGGGCUUCAUGUGUAUGAAUAGACUACAUUGAAAGGGCACAAUAGCCUCCUGUGUUGGUGCUCAUGUUGCCCAGGGUGUGGACAUGGAAAAGUACAGAAGACAGGAAGGGGCUGGGUGGGUGAAGAGGGGAGGGGCGGGGAGGUAGUGGUCUCCCGGUCUCCCGAUUCAAGAGAGAUGCAGGAUGCGCUGAGUCCCGCCGGGGCCCCUCACUAUCUGAGUCCCGCCAGCCCUGUGCACCUUCCCCUGGCUGCCUGCCCGGCCAUGUCACAACCACCCCCAUUUGACUCCCACAUCGUGGGUGCAGAGGUGAGGGAGUUUUCAGUGCCCUGGGGAAGAGGAGACAUGGCGCCUCCCUUUAGCUUGUUCCACACCCCCUUUCCGGCAGCCUCUCCCUUCUCUGUCUCCCCUAAUCCUGGUUGUUUUUCCAGACUCGGCUCAAAUAGUGCCUCCUCCUUAAACCCUUCCCUUGCCCCCAGCCUGAGGUACUCUUUUCCUCCUCUGAAACAUUAGAGCAGUUGCUGUCUGUUCAAGUUCAUAUCCCAGUCACGUGCUGCAGUGUGAACUCUCGUUCUCAAACUGAUUUAAAAUUAAAUCACUUAAUUUCCUCA